Messenger RNA from Andrographis paniculata, 1450 nucleotides. RefSeq names its product fruit protein pKIWI502-like. NCBI's taxonomy places the organism in Eukaryota, Viridiplantae, Streptophyta, Magnoliopsida, Lamiales, Acanthaceae. The transcript has 5 exons. Gene Ontology annotation, molecular function: oxidoreductase activity. The coding region runs from base 209 to 1021 and encodes 270 amino acids. The record is from RefSeq and is a predicted model, not a curated record.
GCACCUGCGCGCAUCGUAACGCAGCCCAUUCCCAUUCAUUCGUCCGGUGGCGCCGCCUUCCAAAUCCACCCUCUAAGUCACCGGCGACACAUUCAAACUUCUUCAUCACAAUCCACCAAGAAAUGCCAGCGGCCUCAAUCCACGAAUCUCCGCUUCCGCCGUCGGAUUCCAUGUUGGUAUCCCUUCCUAAUUUCUCCUCCCCUAACCAAUGACCCUCUCCAAUUUCAAUACCCUCCGUUACCUCUCUCGCCGCACCCUCGCUUUCGCCGCCGCCGCCGCCGCCCGUCCAGACACCACCUUCUGGACCAGUGCUCCUCUUGUUAAGGUCUCCUCCGCCGCUGAAUCGUUGUUUCAUAUCACCGUCGACGUCUCGGCGUCCCCCGAGCUUGCAGGCUCUUAUACCCAAGCCGGCCAGUAUUUACAGCUCCGUGUUCGUGAUCCUAACUCCAGACCUUCGUUUUUCGCCAUCGCUUCGCCGCCGGCAGCCGCGGUGUCGAGAGGUAUUUUUGAAUUUUUGGUGAAAUCGGUUCCAGGAUCCACUGCGGAGCGUUUGUGUGUGCUACAGAAAGGCGAUGUUGUGGAAUUGAGUUCGGUCAUGGGCAAGGGUUUCGAGAUUGAUCGAAUUUCGCCGCCUGAUAAAUACCAGACCGUGCUUAUUUUCGCCACAGGAUCUGGAAUCAGCCCAAUUAGGUCUUUAAUUGAGGCAGGCUUUGGUGCUGAUAAGAGAUCAGAUGUCAGGCUUUAUUAUGGUGCUCGAAACCUUCUUAGAAUGGCCUAUCAGGACAGAUUUAAACACUGGAAAUCUUCCGGGGUAGAUAUCGUGCCGGUGCUGUCUAAGCCAGACUACACUUGGACAGGCGAGCGAGGCUAUGUGCAGGCUGCUUUUGCUAGAGCGAAGAGAGUCUUUAACCCUCAAUCUACUGGUGCCAUUCUCUGUGGCCAACGACAAAUGGCUGAGGAGGUAACUUCUCUUCUUGUAUCCAAUGGAGUGUCGAGGGAGAAAAUUUUGAAGAACUUCUGACAGUCGCGGUCACAAGUUUAAACAUGUUACACAUAACUUUUAUGCUAGCAGUCUACAUUCAUUUUGCUCCUUCUGGUCCACAAGGAUCAUGCUAAAUUAUAGAAUAAGAUCGAUUUUAUCACGCAGAUAGAGACGCAUGCUUGCAAAGAUUCCAUGGGCGCGCGGCGCGCAUUGUUGUGGGUAAAGAUGUAUUAUUAGUGUAGAAAAUAUAUAUAUAUAUAUAUUUGAUUGGGGAUAUCCUAUCCUACAAGGGAACACUUCAUGUUGUAUUUAUUUUAAAGUAAUUCUCUUAUUUGGUAUAAGUUGCUGUAUUUGCUUCAACAUUUUCACUAAAAUGUUUUCUACCCCUUCCAUAUUCUGCAUUUGUUUUCAGCCUCAGCCUCAGCUACAAACAUUAUGAUUGUAAGAAUGUGAAUAGUAUGUUUACUU